Mugil cephalus (flathead mullet) is the source of this 546-nucleotide messenger RNA. Its product is annotated as tripartite motif-containing protein 16-like. The record is from RefSeq and is a predicted model, not a curated record. Lineage: Eukaryota; Metazoa; Chordata; Actinopteri; Mugiliformes; Mugilidae. The transcript has a single exon. Gene Ontology annotation, molecular function: protein binding. The annotation marks the transcript as partial.
ACUGCCACAACCAGACCCAAAGACCAAGAUGAAUUCUGGAAAUAUUCAUGUGAAAUCACACUGGAUCCAAACACAGCAAACACACGUCUGUUAUUAUCUGAGGGGAACAGAAAAGUAACAUUAAUGGAUCAACAUCAGUCUUAUUCUCAUCAUCCAGACAGAUUCACUGGUUGUUGUCAUUAUCAGGUCCUGAGUAGAGAGAGUCUGACUGGACGUUGUUACUGGGAGGUGGAGUGGAGAGGAGGAGUAGUUAAUGUAGCAGUCGCAUACAAGAAUAUCAGCAGAGCAGGGAGGUCAGAUGAAUGUGCAUUUGGAUUCAAUGACAAAUCUUGGUCAUUAUUUUGUGAAACAAACAGAUACACAUUUCACCACAACAAAGUCCAAACUCCUGUCUCAGGUCCUGGUUCCUCCAGAGUAGGAGUGUACCUGGAUCACAGAGCAGGUCUUCUGUCUUUCUACAGCGUCUCUGAAACCAUGACUCUCCUCCACAGAGUCCAGACCACAUUCACUCAAGCCUCUCUAUGCUGGACUCUGGUUAUUUUAUGA